Molecule: messenger RNA, 1489 nt
Organism: Anoplophora glabripennis (Asian longhorned beetle)
Lineage: Eukaryota; Metazoa; Arthropoda; Insecta; Coleoptera; Cerambycidae
Product: zinc finger X-chromosomal protein
Exons: 2
Coding region: 124-1263 (379 amino acids)
Biological process (GO): regulation of transcription by RNA polymerase II
Cellular component (GO): nucleus
Molecular function (GO): DNA-binding transcription factor activity, RNA polymerase II-specific; RNA polymerase II transcription regulatory region sequence-specific DNA binding
Source: RefSeq, a predicted model, not a curated record
AUGAAUAACUUCUUGCCGCAACGUAAAAGUGACCACGCUAGAAGAAGUUGAAGAGAAAAAGUGUAAUCAAAUACUUGUCAACCUUAAUCCUUUGACUUUUAACCUAUAUUUUAAAUUGUAAUAAUGAAGAGGAAAUACAACGAACCGAUAAACUUUCAGGAUCAAAUAAAAGAAAUACUAGUAUGCAAAUUCUGUACCUUUGAAACUGAUAAUAUCGACGAAUUAGACGCACAUAUACAAAGCCAUGAAGAAAAAUGUGAAGAUAUUGAUGAAGAAAUGGAAGAUAUAGUGGUUCUGGUACACGAUCUGCCACCUAAAAAGAAACCAAAAAAAGACGUACCUGAUUCAUAUAAAUGCCCCCAUUGCAAAUAUGAAACCAAACGUAAGCACGAUUUGCCAAAACAUCUUCUUACGCAUAGGUCUUCUGAUACUACUACCAUAUAUAAAUGUUCGCAAUGUCCCUACGAAACUAAACGGAAAAAUGAUAUGCCCAAGCAUAUGCUUGCACAUUGUACAAAUGUACAAAUGUUCAAAUGUCCAGAAUGUCCGUACCAGACCAAGAGAAAAAGCGACCUACCGAAACACCUUUUAUGCCACAAACCAAGCGGCGAAGUUCCUUUGUAUAAAUGUGAUUACUGUGAGUAUGUUACGAAAAGAAAAGGAGAUCUACCAAAGCACAUAUUGAAUCACAAAGAUACCGCAAAUAUAAAACUUUUCAGUUGCUCUGAAUGCCAAUAUAAAACCAAGAGAAAAAAUGACCUACAUAAGCAUAUGCUUGUCCAUUGUGAUCGUCAUGUGGCUGGAGUUUUCAAAUGCCUAAAAUGCACAUACGCAACAGACAAAGUAAACAAAUUUUCUAAGCACGUUUUAAGUGAAUGCAAAUACAGUGACGAAGCCAUCAGUGUAGAGCACCUUAUGCUAGAAGACAUCAUAGGAACAGUAAAUGAAGAAAAUGUUAUGGUGGAGCAUGAUGAGGAAGAAGCGGAAAAUUGCGAAGAAUUGCUAUAUGUGGAAGAACAAGAUGUAGAAGAAGGAAACGAGAAUGAUGAACAAGAAGAGACCGACUGUUCUGAUUAUGUAGAAACCGAGUUUGUUAAGUAUAAACAAAAUGAUGAAAUCAGCAAAGAAAGCUACAGAGAGGCCGUCAGGAAAAAACAUGGAGUUUUUAAAAUAAAUUUAGGAGAGUUUUCUUAUGAAAACGGUUCUCAAAAUCAAGAGAAUUGUGUAAAGGAGGAAUAUUCAGUAGAUCAAGAGGUUUCCUAAAAAAACAGUUUAUGUUUAAUUUAUAUAUAAUAUAUAUUUACAUUCACUUUAUAUUAAGAGCUUAGUACUGUGAGCAAUAAAAUAUUACCAGGUUAGUCAAAUGUAUGUAUAUAAGAAGUAAAAACAAAGUUUCAUUUGGAGCCUUUGCAUGUUUAUUUAUUAAAGUGUUACUAAUUCAGAAAAUUCAGAAAUAAUGUAUAUAAAAAAAUGUAUAGAGUAUAAAAUA